AUGAGCAAAAAGUGGUUCAUGCGACGGGUACAUCUGUAAAAAAAAAUCUUGCAUUUUUUUUUGUUUAAAUUUACAAACAAAUAUCAUUUAUAAUUGAUUUCUGUUUAUUCAAGAAUAUACAACAAUAAUGGCUGCAAAAUAUCUUUUUUCAUCGUGUACGAAACAAUUACAACAACAACAAUUUCGUUAUUUUUCACAAACACAAUCAUUAAAUCGAAUUGAAAAUGUUAUGAUUAUUGGUUCAGGUCUAAUGGGAUCCGGUGUUGCACAAUCAUGUGCUACAAGUGGCCGUUUUAAUUCGAUCACAUUACAGGAUGUAUCACAAGAACAAUUGGAUAAGGCACGUAAACGUAUUCAUCAAAGUUUGGCCAAAUUAAAGGAACAAAAACGAAUCAAUAUUGAUGAUGCUGAAGCAGUUACGAAUCGUAUAACAUUCAAUACACAAAUUAAACCGGUUGAUGAUAAAAAUUUAUUGAUCAUCGAAGCAAUUCCAGAAUUGAUGGAAGCAAAACAAAAAUUAUUUAAAGAUUUAUGUGAACAAUUUAAAUCCAAUGAUUCGGUAAUUUUUGUCACAAAUACAUCAUCAUUACCUUGUUAUGAGAUUGGUAAACAUGUUACAUGCAAAGAACGUUAUGGUGGUCUACAUUUUUUCAAUCCAGUACCAUUAAUGAAAUUGGUGGAAAUUGUUCGAACGGAAAAUGGUACAAAUGAUAAAACAUUCGAAGAUCUACAACAAUUUGUCAAGGAUAUUGAAAAAGUUGGUGUUGCAUCUAAAGAUACACCUGGUUUUAUUGUCAAUCGUCUGUUGGUACCAUAUAUGCAAGAAGCAGUACGAAUGUUAGAACGUGGUGAUGCUACUGCAAGUGAUAUUGAUACGGCAAUGAAAUUAGGUGCUGGAUAUCCAAUGGGACCAUUCGAGCUAAUGGAUUUUGUUGGAUUAGAUACAAAUCAAUUUAUUGUUGAUGCAUGGCAAAAACGAAAUGAUCCAAAUCUGACCAUAUAUCGUUCGAAAACUAUUGAUGAAAUGGUUAAACGUGGUGAAUUGGGACGUAAAACCGGAAAAGGCUUCUAUGAUUAUUCACAGAAAAAAUAAGCUGUAAAAUUUUUUUUUUCUUUGCAUUAUCAAAAAAAUCUUUUAUCACAUAUUUUUAUUAUUAUAAUUGAAAAAAGUCUUAAUUGAUUGAUAAAUGAUAAAUGAUAUGAUGAUGAUUGAAGCGCCACUUUACGUCGAUAAUGUGAAGUGACACAUCCAUUUACCAUCGAUCGAUCAUCAUUCAAGAAAUAAACAAAAAAAAAAUUCAACAUACAUA
This is a messenger RNA of Dermatophagoides farinae (American house dust mite), 1310 nucleotides long. RefSeq names its product putative 3-hydroxyacyl-CoA dehydrogenase B0272.3. NCBI's taxonomy places the organism in Eukaryota, Metazoa, Arthropoda, Arachnida, Sarcoptiformes, Pyroglyphidae. Gene Ontology annotation, cellular component: mitochondrion. The record is from RefSeq and is a predicted model, not a curated record. Gene Ontology annotation, molecular function: NAD+ binding; (3S)-3-hydroxyacyl-CoA dehydrogenase (NAD+) activity. Gene Ontology annotation, biological process: fatty acid beta-oxidation.